UCACUCGCAAACCAAACUUAUUUAAAACUGGGAAUCUCAGAUUCAAAAGACCAACCGAACAAACCUCAACAUGUUAACUAUGGAUCGAUUGUGUACCUCAUUUGCACAUGUUCAACUUCGUGAUCCUAACACUAAUAGGAGCCCAGAAAUCCAAACCUCACCACCUAUCACCAGCUCUAAUUCCAAUCAGCGAUUUCAUCAUUCUUCAAACCACUACUUUCGCAGAUCACCUACCAAACCAAGAGGACAAGAAUUUCAUUCAUUUUUAUGCUUGGAUGUCGAAUCGACUUGUAUUAAUUCUAAUCAGCGUCAUCUUGACAAUCCUCAUAACUUGAACGAGUAUCAAUUGGCUUGGAUGUACCCAAAUGAGAUUAUCGAAUGGCCUGUGAUCUUAAUGCAAUGGAGACACUGUUCUGGUCGAUGGGAAUUAUAUGAAGUAGAUCGAUAUCGUAGUUUUGUUAAACCCACUUGGAGGCCUGAGAUCUCAGAGUUUUGUACUCAACUGACCGGGAUCACGCAGCAAGAUACCGAUAACGCGCCUACCUUGCCUGCGAUGUUAAAAGACUUUCAAAUCAACUUCAUCGAACGACACCAGCUGUUUACCGUUCAUAACAGGUCGGUUUGGGUCACGGAUGGUCCAUGGGACUUACGAGACCAUUGGAUCAAAUCAAUCUUCCUCUCUAAAUUAAAACGAUAUCAAAUACCUUCAUACCUUCAAUCACCUAUUCAUAUGAUCGACAUGCGUUAUUUACUACAAGCUUUCAUACCAAAAGUUUAUUGUAUCAGACCACCCACUUCAUUAUCCCUCAAUGAAUCUUUGAAGAUCUUUGGAUUAGAAUUCGAAGGUCAAGAACAUAGUGGGAUUGAUGAUGCAGCUAAUUUGUCUAGAUUGUUAUCUAAAUUAACUCAAUUCGAUUGUCGUUCAAAUGAAAUGCCAUUCAAGUGGAUCUUUCGUGCGAAUCGAACUCUCAAUAUCGAACCUAAAAGAUAUUUUUGGAUGGGGAAAGGUCAACAAUGUACUUGGAUUGCUCCUUGA
Molecule: messenger RNA, 1036 nt
Organism: Melampsora larici-populina 98AG31
Lineage: Eukaryota; Fungi; Basidiomycota; Pucciniomycetes; Pucciniales; Melampsoraceae
Exons: 3
Coding region: 71-1036 (321 amino acids)
Biological process (GO): exonucleolytic trimming to generate mature 3'-end of 5.8S rRNA from tricistronic rRNA transcript (SSU-rRNA, 5.8S rRNA, LSU-rRNA)
Molecular function (GO): nucleic acid binding; 3'-5'-RNA exonuclease activity
Source: RefSeq, a predicted model, not a curated record